AACCUCAGCUGGCACAUGGUGGGAGGCAAUUCUGGUCCUGGAAUGCAGGAUGAUCGGUCUAGUGAUAAUCUAACAUUCAGCGGGUCAUCGAGCAGAUCCCGAGAGUAUGCGAGAUCACUUAAUAACAGGAUUCAACUUGAAUAUCAGAGGGAGGGGAAGGCAAAACAGAAAAAGUAAAAUUGAAAAAAAAAGAUCUCAUAUUCAAAAAUGGACAAAAUCAAGAAAUGAAACAAAGAGGUCCUCUCCAAAUCCAGGGACCAGCUGGCCUGAAGCCGCAUCCCUGCCAAAACCCUCCCGGGGCCUGUUCUUUCACAAGCCUUAUUCUCAUGAAGAACCCACCACAUAGUGGUCUCCCUAUAAUGAUAACUGACCAGGGUGUUCAGGGCGAGAAACCCAAACCCUCCACUUCAUCAUUCAUUCAAUCCCACUUCCCAUCACAUCACUUGUCGCUUCACGUUUCCUCCGCAUGGAAAGCCCCAACUGCCGCGUGCAGUCACCACGCCUUCCGUCACAGUCACUGUGCGACACAAACAGUUGCGUCGCCGACUGACUCGUCAUGCUGGAUACAAUUCUGCAUGGCGGUGGAGGUUAGGUCGAGACGGUUGUUGCGAUCCGGACUGCUUUCUUUUCUUUUUCUUUUCCUUCUUUGCUUUUUCUGCCUUUCUGGUAUGCUCAGGGCUUGACCAGGCUCUGGGAGAUGGAAAUAUGCUUCACCGUGACGGCUUGGCGCGGCCUGUGGCUGUUUCUUUCUUUGUUCUUGUUCUUGUUCCUGGUUUUGCGCUCGACUUGUCCGUCACUCAGGGUGAAAGUGGUAAUGGUAGAUAGAGAAGGUAA
Aspergillus steynii IBT 23096 is the source of this 834-nucleotide messenger RNA. RefSeq lists its product as uncharacterized. The record is from RefSeq and is a predicted model, not a curated record. NCBI's taxonomy places the organism in Eukaryota, Fungi, Ascomycota, Eurotiomycetes, Eurotiales, Aspergillaceae. Bases 225 to 683 code for a protein of 152 amino acids. The transcript has a single exon.